AUUGGUGGUAACAUGUUCGAUUGCGUUCCACAAGGAGAUGCCAUCUUCAUGAAGGGGGUUUUAGUUUCCUACAGCGACGAAGACUGCAAGAAGGUGUUGGAGAACUGCCACAAUGCCCUGCCGGAGAACGGGAAGUUCAUUCUUUGCGACACGGUGAUGCCGGAGGAGACCGAUGACAGCGAGCGAACUCGAAUGUUGCAGGUUUUCGAACUGCUUCCAAUGACGUUCCAUGCGGCUAAGUGUAAGAGCCGGACCGAGUCUGAGUACCGGAAGCUUUGUGAGGCAGCUGGGUUCACAAGCUUCAGGGCACUCUAUAACUUCGACCAUUUCGCCGCCCUCAAGGAGUGCCAAAAGUAGAGCUGCUUGAUUUUACUGAGCAAAUCAAGGCGCUGUGUGCACCCGUGGAUGCA
Nymphaea colorata (pocket water lily) is the source of this 410-nucleotide messenger RNA. Its product is annotated as nicotinate N-methyltransferase 1-like. The transcript has 2 exons. Lineage: Eukaryota; Viridiplantae; Streptophyta; Magnoliopsida; Nymphaeales; Nymphaeaceae. Gene Ontology annotation, molecular function: S-adenosylmethionine-dependent methyltransferase activity; O-methyltransferase activity. Gene Ontology annotation, biological process: methylation. Bases 13 to 357 code for a protein of 114 amino acids. The record is from RefSeq and is a predicted model, not a curated record.